This is a messenger RNA of Vairimorpha ceranae, 1278 nucleotides long. Its product is annotated as kinesin a-like protein. Gene Ontology annotation, biological process: microtubule-based movement. The transcript has a single exon. Bases 1 to 1278 code for a protein of 425 amino acids. Gene Ontology annotation, molecular function: microtubule binding; microtubule motor activity; ATP binding. NCBI's taxonomy places the organism in Eukaryota, Fungi, Microsporidia, Nosematidae. The record is from RefSeq and is a predicted model, not a curated record.
AUGUCGAAUGACAAUAUAGAUGCAUAUCUAAAUAUAAUUAAUGAUACAUUAACAAACUUACAAGAAGAUUUUGAUUUUCUGUAUGAAGCUGCCAAUAAAAGACCAAAAGAACAAGAUGAAGAAAAAAUUAAAUUACUUGAAGAAAUUGCACAACUCAAAACACACAUUUUAACUUUAGAAACAAACGAAAAUAUGCCACUAGUUGUAAAUAAAAUUGAAAGUUUAGACGGUGAGUUACAAGCAAGAAUAGAGCAUCUUGAAAGUAAACUUCAAGAUGCGCAAUUUGAAACCUUAUUGUUGAAUUCUAAAGUUAAAUCUUUACAAAAUGAAAUAAUUGAUCUUAAAGGCGCAAUAAGAGUAUUUUUAAGGAUACGACAUACCGGAGAAUUAUCAAAUAUUGAAAUACAAAACAAUAAAAUUAGUAUUUUACAUCUCAAUAGGACACAUAAUUUUGAAUAUGAUAGGGUUUUUACACCAGAUGAUUCACAACAAGAAGUUUAUAAUGAAUUACUUAAUAUCAUUGAAAGUGCUUGUGAUGGUUAUAAAAUAUGCAUUUUUGUAUACGGUCAAACAGGUAGUGGAAAAACAUAUACAAUGAUUGGUACAGAAACACAACCAGGAAUAAUUUAUAAAACCCUGAAUACUUUAUUUAGUGUAAAGACCCAACUAGAAAAAGAUGUAAAUAAUAAUUUUAAAUUAGAAUAUUCUUGUAUAGAAAUUUAUAAUGAAGAAGUAAUUGACUUAAAUAUGAAAAACAAUCAUUUUUCUGGUAAAACUAUAAAUUUAACAUCUUUAGAAGAAGCUUACGAUUUAAUUACAAAAACACUGUCAACUAGACGAACCGAGAAAACAAAUUGUAAUUUACAAUCAAGUAGAAGCCAUUUGAUUUUUACUUUACACAUUGAAACCAAGGUUAAUAAUGAAACGCGUGUAGGUACAUUAUGCUUUAUUGAUCUUGCAGGUUCUGAAAGGAUAAACCAAUCACAGGUAGAAGGAAUGAGACUUAAAGAAACUGUAAAUAUUAAUAAAAGUCUAAGCUCGCUAGGAAAUGUUUUUAUGGCUAUUCUUAGAAAAGACUCUCAUAUUCCAUAUAGAAAUUCUAAAUUAACACAUCAAUUACAAGAAUAUUUUACAGGAAAAAGUCGUGUUGUUAUGAUUUUAAACAUAAAUAGUGGUGUUAAUCAGCGAAAUGAAACUAUCAGUACGUUAAGAUUUGGUGCAAAGGUCAGUGAAUGCAAAUUGGGACGUGUUGAAAAGAAUAUUACUAAAAAUUUAUAA